AUGGCUUCCCUUAGCAGCGCAGAGUGGAGGGCUCUCUGCGACAAAUUUACCACCGCCCAAAACCUGUCCGAGGUGGAGUCUCGGAAAGACCCGGCAAACGACCCUUUCCGCUCCAAGUACAAGGCCAGGGAGCUCCUCAGAGAGAUUUACUGCGCGCUGAAGAGUUUUGAAACCACCGAGGGUGAAAAUGAGAGCGGCGACCAGCGGCCGACGGAGCAGCCGGUGGACGGUGAGAGGGAGGACGGCUUCGGCCGGGGCUUCAACGGAGACUCGCCGGCCGGGCUGCGGGCCGCUAAACUGGGAGCUGUGGAGUAUUACCUGGGUGUCAACCACAUCGAGACGGAGGAGCUGUCAGCCGGCCAGGAGCAUUUGAUGAACUGUAUGAAACAGCUGGAGAAAUGCAGUGUGUCGUCAGAAAAUGUGUCGCUGUACAUCCAUGUCAGGAACCAGUUGGGCAUCCUCUGGGCAGGACGGGAUGAGACAGAGAAGGCUCAGGGCUUCCUGGAAACAGCCGAAUCCAUCUACCAGCGAUACAUGAAGGAGGAAGGAAGUCCUCCUAUGGACAUGACAGAGUACUUCACCACUGAAGAGAACCAGCUGACCCACCAGGAAAGGACCAAGAGGUUUGAGUUGGCCUACACUCAUACGAUGUACUACCUGGCUCAGGUCUAUAAAAACCUUGGUGAAAUUGAGCGUGCUGCCACUUACUGCCAUAGUACACUACAGAGACAGCUGCUCCUGAACCAGUACAACCCAUUGGAGUGGGCACUAAAUGCUGCGACACUCUCACAGUAUUAUAUUACCAAGGGUCGCUACAUGGAGGGCAGACAUUGCCUCUCAGCAGCCACGGUCAUAGCAGGUUUGGCAGGGGAGGUUCCUUCUGAGGCUGCAGCACAAGAGAGUGAGACAGAGAGGGAGCGCAGGGACCAGCUGAGACAGAAGAGGGCAGAGAUCGCCAGGUGUUGGAUCAAAUACUGUCUCAACCUGCUGCAGGAUGCUGAGAAACUGCUACAGGACAACAUUGGAGAGCUGGAUACUGAGCGUCAAGAAGAGCUGAAGAGAGCAAGAAGAGGGGAGGAGGAAGCAGAGGAGAAGGACAGGAAGAGUGCUCUACUUUUUGGUUCAGAGGACACGUUCGACUCCAUCGCCAGUCUGGAAGAGAAGGUGCGCUGUUUGUUCCCUUUGGACUUCACUGAGGCGAGGGCUGUAUUUCUGGUGGGACAGACUUAUGUCACACAGGCCAAGGAGUACUUUGAGAUCGAUGGCUAUGUGACAGACCACAUAGAGAUCUUGCAGGACCACAGUGCUUUGUUCAAGGCCUUGGCCUUCUUCGAGGAGGAUCUUGAGCGACGCUGCAAAAUGCACAAGCGACGAAUCGAUAUGCUAGAGCCGAUCUGCAACGACUUGAACGCCCAGUACUACUUACUGAUUCGCCGACAGUUGAUGUUUGAGCUGGCUGAGACCUACAAUGAGAUGAUGGACCUGAAACUGUCCCUGGCCAACAGACAGGCAGACACACAGCCUCUGGAUAACCACACCAUUAAGAAGUUCAACCACCUCUGCUCUUCUUCUGCCAAAUACUUCCAGAUGUUCCUUGACUCUCUGUGUUCUCCGGAGGGGAAGUUUCCAGAGCGCCUGGAGGAGGAGGUCCUGAGACCGGCUCUGGUGGCCCGGUUCAGAGUUGCCCGACUCCACAGCAGACUGAUUUGUUCUGUACCCUCCGCUCAGCUGGACAACCUCAACAAGUCUCUGGACAACUACAAGUAUGUAGUCGAGUAUUGUGAGGCCCACCCUGAGGCCGUGGCUGCUGUGGAGACAGAGCUGGAGCUGAGCCAGGAGAUGGUCGGACUACUCCCAAUCAAAAUCAACCGCCUGAAAGCCAGGAUGGCCACAAACAACUGAAGGCUGCCCCUGUUGACCGACCAACUAACUUUUUGGUUGAAUUAGCUGACUAAUCCGUUAGGCAGUUAACUCAAAUCAGCCAUCCUUAAAACAACUUUCUGACUUCCUUCAUUAUUUUGUUAGCUGAUGCUGUCCUGAAAACACAGUGAAUUUGCUGCUAACUACAGGCUGUGUAUCUUCUGUUGAGUAAAGAGUUGAAAGCACUGGGAUCAAGUUCCCUAGUGAUAGUUAUUGAUCAGGCUUGUGGCAGCGACAUGAUUGCCUUUGAAAACUAUGAAUUGCUCUUAAAAAUACCUGUAUUUGCAUGAUGCCAACUUCCUCCAUUGCACCUUGUCUGUUAAUUCUGUCUGUGAGGAUUCAGAAUGUCCUCAUGUUGUAUGUAGAUAUAUAGCGAUAACAGUAAACCAAUAUUGUGAAUAAAAUAAUACACACUGAGGUUAAUAUGUUGUGAAGUGGGAUCAGUUUCGCAGGUAUUUUAAGAUAGAAUUAAGGCUUAUUUUACUUCACUUUUUAAUUUAUUUUUGUUGUACUGUGCAGUCGGACUUAAAUGGGUUAUUGGGCUGUUUCUGGUUGGUCUCCAUAUUAUGGGAGUACCAGUAUGUUUUAGUCACUCUUAUACUGUUUGGGUUCUGAACUGAAAAAAAGUUGAAUUCAGACUAUGAAUUUCCUUAAUGCAGAGAGCUCCACAGGGAGAAGUGUCUUAAUCCAUGUGUGUAAAACCAUCUCAUUUUGUUAUGUCUUACAAACUGAUUGUGUUUUUGUCACCUUAUCUCAUAUAAAGAUAUAUCUCAAAUAACA
This is a messenger RNA of Myripristis murdjan (pinecone soldierfish), 2700 nucleotides long. RefSeq names its product kinesin family binding protein (gene kifbp). The record is from RefSeq and is a predicted model, not a curated record. Gene Ontology annotation, molecular function: protein binding. The transcript is spliced from 13 exons. Bases 1 to 1902 code for a protein of 633 amino acids. NCBI's taxonomy places the organism in Eukaryota, Metazoa, Chordata, Actinopteri, Holocentriformes, Holocentridae. Gene Ontology annotation, biological process: microtubule cytoskeleton organization; central nervous system projection neuron axonogenesis; neuron projection maintenance.